Molecule: messenger RNA, 3702 nt
Organism: Hevea brasiliensis (rubber tree)
Lineage: Eukaryota; Viridiplantae; Streptophyta; Magnoliopsida; Malpighiales; Euphorbiaceae
Product: F-box/LRR-repeat protein 15
Exons: 17
Coding region: 373-3486 (1037 amino acids)
Molecular function (GO): protein binding
Source: RefSeq, a predicted model, not a curated record
AAUAAGUAGGAAUUCUGUGAUUAUAUUCAGCAUCAGUGCCGACCAUUAUCUCAAGCAGCUCACGAGAUCCGAUCAGAUCCGUUGAUAUUCCCUUUCCCUUCCUCUUCCUCUUCUCUCUCUCUCUCUCUCUCUCUCUCUCUCUCUGUGGCUCCCUCUGCUCCUACCUCAUUUUUGCAUAUAUCGGGUGAGUCGUCCACCUGCUCUGAUCACGAAGAAUUCAAUCCUGAUUCCGUUGUUUGGCGGCGAAGUUCUCGAGAGCAGCUCUUCAAUUUCACUCAAAAUUAGGGCUUCUUUUUUCUUCUAAUACUGAGGUGGAAAUGCUUCGGAUCGUCAUCUAGGGUUCGUAAAGGUGCUACCUUUGCCUUCAAUUGCAUGAAGAUUUGGUGUUGCCUAUGCUUCACUUUCGAAGACGAAGAAGCACCGUUAAAGUGUAACAACGUUCAGGAUAAAGCCAUGAGGGAGGGCAUUUUCGAGAAUGACAACAACCCUGAGAGCAACAUUGAGAAUAACGCCGAGGAAACUGCAGCUACGAGAUUAGCGCUUGCGUUGACUGACAAUAGGCUGGAGCGUGAUGAUCAGGUCCCCUUGAGGUUGUUCGAGGAUAUGAUUAGAGCGAUGCGUAGUGGCCGUGCCAAUUGGGACGAGGGGGCACCUGGUUUAGACGAGGUGGUGCAUGUGGUUGCCCCGCUUGACUUGAGGAAGACCGCGAUUUGUUUCGCACAGCGAGGCCAGGGAGAGAGUAGUAGUUCCACAGCAGCAGCAGCCGCCGCCGCCGCCGCAGUGACAGGUAGUGGUAGCGAGGAUUGCGAUCGGGAUAUGCAUAAUAAGCGAGCCAAAGUUUACUCUGGUUCUCGUGAUUGUCAUUAUACAGAGGCUAUGUCUUCAGAUGCUGGCAAUACUAGUUCAUCAGCUGAUAGAGAUUUUCGUUUAAGUCAAAGCUCUUCUGUUCCAUCAAGGAAUGAGAUUUCUUAUCAUAAUUUCAUGUGGAAUUACAUCAGUGAUGAGAAUCCCUGUGAUUCUAGUGGUGGGAGAGAUGAUGGAGAUGAGGGUGGUACUUCUAAGUCAGAAGAUUUAGAAGUUCGGAUGGACCUUACAGAUGAUUUAUUGCAUAUGGUUUUCUCUUUCUUGGACCACAUUAAUCUCUGUCAAGCUGCAAUGGUUUGUAGGCAGUGGCGAGCAGCCAGUGCACAUGAAGACUUCUGGAGGUGUCUGAAUUUUGAGAAUCGGAACAUAUCUGUAGAACAAUUUGAAGACAUGUGUCGGAGAUACCCAAAUGCAACUGAAGUGAAUGUUCAUGGUGCUCCCAACAUCCACUUGCUUGUUAUGAAAGCAGUCUCUUCAUUAAGAAAUCUUGAGGUUUUAACAUUGGGAAGAGGACAACUAGGGGAUCUUUUUUUCCAUGCCUUAGCAGAGUGUAACAUGUUGAAGAGUUUGAAUGUCAAUGAUGCUACUCUGGGUAAUGGUGUUCAGGAGAUCCCUAUAAACCAUGAUAGAUUGUGUCAUCUUCAGCUUACAAAAUGCCGUGUGGUUAGGAUAUCUGUAAGGUGCCCACAACUCGAAACAUUGUCUUUGAAGCGCAGCAACAUAGCACAGGCUGUACUCAGUUGUCCUCUUUUGCGUCUCCUUGAUAUAGGGUCUUGCCACAAGCUUUCAGAUGCAGCAAUUCGCUCAGCAGCAACUUCAUGUCCUCAAUUGGAGUCUUUAGACAUGUCGAAUUGUUCAUGCGUUAGUGAUGAAACGUUACGAGAAGUAGCCCUCACUUGUGUUAAUCUCCAUAUUCUGGAUGCAUCAUAUUGUCCAAAUAUAUCACUUGAGUCUGUAAGACUGCCAAUGUUGACAGUUCUCAAGCUUCAUAGCUGUGAGGGAAUCACGUCAGCUUCUAUGGCUGCAAUAUCUCGUAGUUAUAUGUUGGAGGUUUUGGAGCUUGACAAUUGCAACCUAUUGACUUCUGUGUCAUUGGAUCUUCCUCGCCUGCAGAACAUACGGCUAGUACAUUGUCGCAAGUUUGCUGAUCUGAACUUACGAAGUAUCAUGCUAUCAUCUAUAAUGGUGUCUAAUUGUCCAGCACUCCAUCGUAUUAGCAUCACAUCAAACUCUCUUCAAAAACUAGUAUUGCAGAAACAGGAAAACCUCACAACAUUGGCAUUGCAAUGCCAAUGUUUGCAAGAAGUAGACCUCACAGAUUGUGAAUCUCUGACAAAUUCUAUUUGUGAAGUUUUUAGUGAUGGCGGGGGGUGCCCUAUGCUAAAAACAUUGGUUCUUGACAGUUGUCAGAGCUUGACGGCUGUGCAAUUCUGCAGCACCUCUUUAGUGAGUCUUUCCCUAGUUGGUUGCCGUGCUAUUACUGCUCUUGAAUUGAUGUGCCCGUGUCUUGAGAAAGUUUGUCUAGAUGGUUGUGAUCAUCUUGAGAGAGCAUCAUUUUCUCUUGUCGCACUCCGGUCACUGAAUUUGGGAAUUUGUCCCAAAUUAAGUGUACUUAAUAUUGAAGCACCAUAUAUGGUGUCACUCGAGUUGAAAGGAUGUGGUGUGUUGUCUGAAGCAACUAUCAACUGUCCUCUCCUAACAUCCUUGGAUGCUUCCUUCUGCAGCCAACUUAAGGAUGACUGCUUGUCUGCAACAACUGUGUCCUGCCCACUGAUCGAGUCAUUAAUAUUGAUGUCUUGCCCAUCUGUUGGUUCUGAUGGACUUUACUCUCUGCGUUGGCUUCCACGUCUGACUGUGCUAGAUUUGUCAUAUACUUUCAUAAUGAAUCUGAAGCCAGUUUUUGAGUCUUGUUUGCAACUGAAGGUACUAAAAUUGCAAGCCUGCAAGUAUCUCACUGACAAGUCUUUGGAGCCUCUUUACAAGGAAGGAGUUCUGACAGUGCUUCAGGAGUUGGAUUUGUCUUAUGGUACCCUCUGUCAGUCUGCCAUAGAGGAGCUUCUUGCUUGCUGUACACAUCUCACUCAUUUGAGCUUGAAUGGCUGUGUGAAUAUGCAUGACCUGAUUUGGGAAUAUAAUGGAGGUCAACUUUCUGAGUUUCCAAGCGUACAUAAUUCUUCUGCCCUGCUCUCUGAUAAGAAUAUAAAUGAACCAAUUGAGCAGGCAAACCAUUUGCUACAGAACCUCAAUUGUGUGGGUUGUCCAAAUAUUAGGAAAGUUCUCAUUCCACCAAUGGCGCGCUGUUCCCAUUUGUCAUCACUAAACCUUUCUUUAUCUGCCAAUUUGAAGGAAGUUGAUGUUACUUCUUUUAAUUUGUGUUUUCUUAAUUUGAGUAAUUGUUGCUCUUUGGAGGUAUUGAAGCUUGAGUGUCCUAGACUGACCAGUCUCUUUCUACAGUCUUGUAACAUUGAUGAGGAAGACGUUGAAGCUGCCGUAUCUCGAUGUAGCAUGCUGGAGACUCUAGAUGUGCGUUUUUGUCCAAAGAUUUGUACGAUAAGCAUGGGGAGAUUGCGAUCAGCAUGCCCAAGUUUGAAGCGUGUCUUUAGCAGCCUGUCACCUUCAUAAUGUGAAGAGAGAAUUUUGUUUCAUUUUUCCAAUCGUGAUUCACUUUGAGGUGAAGCGGCAGCUUUAUUUGGUGUGAUAUCUUCUGUUUCACUUGCUGUGUUGUAAAUGCACUGCUGUCUUCUUGAUGUUGUGGUAUAUAGGCACUUGUGGUAGCUGACUUAAUGCAAUAAUACAAUUAAAAACCUACUAAUAUCCACCUCCGCCUUUUCGAGUCUC